GAGCCGUUUUCGCUCGCUCCAUGUGGUUACCCCGCCAACCGCAACCAUCACCGGAGCAUUUCUUCCACUUGUGACAGCCGGCGAGAUUGUGAAAGAUGCGCUUAACGAGGAAUGCUACCGAGUUGAAGGAUGCCAAAAUCCGACCGCUACCCUGAUUCGCCUGUUCGUCGUCAACGCCGGAGACGAACGCAUCAGCGUAUCGACAGUUAUGGAGAAGCAGCGCUACGGACUCGAGAGCGAGAUGAACGCGGACCACUUCCACCGAGUCCAUCGAAGACGCGGGCGCAACGAGCGGCCAGGCGAGAAUCUCGGGAAGCAACGCGAUACAGUAAUUCGAACAGCACACAACUUUCUUCUGACCAACUAGCUAAGCUCGACCGUAUCAACCGCAAGCUUGGUUGGGAGGAGUACGAUGGGAUCAGUCAACGACCUGGGCAGGAUCAGGGAGAAGACAGAACGCAGGCGGAAUUGGGUGAAGAAGAUCAACGAAGAAUAUACAGGCAACAGCGACGGCCUUCCGAUCGGCGAUAUGAUUCUGGGCGGAACCACAUCUCACAACCGCCAGCUGAGAAUCGAUUCGGAGAUUAUCGAACUGCUAAGACAUCGGAGGAUUUCCGACCAUAUGACCACAAUCAUGACUUCCAACCUCGAGAUUAUAGGCGCUCUAGCGGCCAGCCUAUGCUUGAACGAAACUCCGCCUACGAUAACGAAAAGGUGCUGUAUCUCCACAAUCAGCGCAAUAGACACGGCCACACAGCACGACAUCACGAUGAGGAGGCCAAGAGACGGAGAAGCGUCUGGAUGAUACGCAUUGGUCUCAUCGUCCUCUUACUCGUGCUUAUCGUCGCUGUGCCAGCCGCGGUGGUGGUGUCGAAGAAGCACAAAAAGUCUACCGAUCCCACAAACACCAACAUCCACGGCGUAUCGCCUUCCAGUAUACCUAAAUGGGCUCAAGGCGGGUAUCUCGAUCCCUUCGACUGGUAUGAUACCACGGACUUCAACCUGACUUUCACGAACGCCACUGUUGGGGGACUUUAUGUGAUGGGACUGAAUAGCAGCUGGAACGAUAACACGCGAGCGAAUGAUAACGUGCCACCGCUGAGCGAGAAGUGGAAUUAUGGCACGCUUCCAUACCGAGGAGUCAAUCUUGGAGGCUGGCUGAGCAUCGAGCCAUUCAUUACGCCUUCUCUUUUUUCCAGCUUCGACAGCAGUGCCGGUGUCGUCGACGAGUGGACUCUCUCCAAAACGCUAGGACCGACCAAGGCCCGCGAGACGAUCGAGAAGCACUACUCCGCCUGGGUCCAAGAAUCGACCUUUGCAGAAAUCCAAGCCGCCGGCUUCGACCAUGUCCGCAUCCCCUUCUCUUACUGGGCCGUGACGACUUACGAAGGCGAUCCAUACGUUCCCAUGAUCUCAUGGAGAUAUCUGCUGCGUGGUAUCGAGUGGGCACGCAAGUACGGUCUGCGUAUCAACCUAGACUUACACGGUGCACCCGGCUCACAAAACGGUUGGAAUCAUUCCGGCCACCAAGGGCUGAUCGGCUGGCUUAAUGGAACGGACGGAGACCUCAAUGCCCAGCGAACGAUCGAUGUGCACAAGCAACUCUCCACCUUCUUCUCCCAGCCCCGAUACCAGAAUAUCAUCACGAUGUACGGCCUGGUCAACGAGCCCCGAAUGGACGCCCUCCCGCAUCAAAAAGUACUCAAUUGGUCCGCGAACGCAAGCGCCGCUAUUCGAGCCAGCGGCUACGACAAUCUGAUAAUUAUCGGCGACGGCUUCCUCGGUCUCCAAAAUUGGCACGGCCUACUCCCAGGAAUCGAAGGACUCGUCCUCGACGCCCAUCAAUACCUCAUCUUCGACACGAGUCUACUGGGAAUGACGCACGAGGACAAACUCAUCUUCAGCUGCCGCGGCUGGGCCCAGCAGACGACACAAUCCGUCAACAAAGCCAGCGGCUUCGGCCCCACGAUGUUCGGCGAGUGGUCGCAAGCAGACACAGAUUGCACGCAGUACCUCAACGACGUCGGCGUCGGGUCACGAUGGCAGGGGACGCUCAACGAGCCGAACACGCCCGGGGGUUCCAGCUCUGGAGUCGUGCUGACGCCCAGUUGUCCCACGCACAACAAUCCGCCCUGCUCUUGUGCGCAGGCGAAUGCGGACCCGUCCACGUACUCGGCGGCGUACAAGCAGUGGUUGCUGAUGUUUGCCGAAUCGCAGAUGGACUCUUUUGAGUUGGGAUGGGGCUGGUUCUACUGGACUUGGGAGACGGAGAGCGCGGCGCAGUGGAGUUAUAAGGAUGGGUUGGCGGCGGGGAUUCUGCCUAAGUUGGCGUAUGAGCGGAGUUGGAAUUGCAAUAUGAGCAUUCCUGCGUAUGGGAGCGAUGUUCUACCCGAGACUUACUGAGGAGUUGCUCAUAGACAGUCGGUCCAGGCCAAAUUGGAGUGAAGCCGGGAUCGAUGAGGACUGAUACAGUGGCAGAACGUCGCCUAUACGUCACCCUCCACAGGGAAAAGAAGGAACCUUAGAUACACACGCAACCCCACGAACCCCCAAACC
Messenger RNA from Neohortaea acidophila, 2556 nucleotides. Its product is annotated as glycoside hydrolase superfamily. Gene Ontology annotation, cellular component: extracellular region; cell surface. Lineage: Eukaryota; Fungi; Ascomycota; Dothideomycetes; Mycosphaerellales; Teratosphaeriaceae. Gene Ontology annotation, molecular function: beta-glucosidase activity. The transcript has a single exon. Gene Ontology annotation, biological process: glucan catabolic process. The coding region runs from base 130 to 2403 and encodes 757 amino acids. The record is from RefSeq and is a predicted model, not a curated record.